Messenger RNA from Gamsiella multidivaricata, 1821 nucleotides. Its product is annotated as heat shock protein 70 family. The transcript has a single exon. Gene Ontology annotation, molecular function: ATP hydrolysis activity; heat shock protein binding; misfolded protein binding. Gene Ontology annotation, biological process: cellular response to unfolded protein; protein refolding. The record is from RefSeq and is a predicted model, not a curated record. NCBI's taxonomy places the organism in Eukaryota, Fungi, Mortierellomycota, Mortierellomycetes, Mortierellales, Mortierellaceae. Gene Ontology annotation, cellular component: mitochondrion; cytoplasm. The coding region runs from base 275 to 1468 and encodes 397 amino acids.
CGUCGUCACCGUCCCCGCCUACUUCAACGAUGCCCAGCGUCAGGCCACCAAAGAUGCCGGAAAGAUUGCUGGUUUGGACGUUCUCCGUGUCAUCAACGAGCCCACCGCUGCUGCCCUUGCCUACGGUUUGGACAAGGCCGGUGACCGUGUUGUCGCUGUCUACGAUCUGGGUGGUGGUACGUUCGACAUUUCCAUUUUGGAGAUCCAGAACGGUGUCUUUGAGGUCAAGUCGACCAACGGAGACACUGCUCUUGGUGGUGAGGAUUUUGAUGCUAUGCUCGUCAAGCACGUCGUCGAGGAGUUCAAGAAGGAGCAGGGCUUGGAUCUUUCGAACGACCGCAUGGCCAUUCAGCGCAUUCGUGAGGGUGUCGAGAAGGCCAAGAUCGAGUUGUCUUCAACCCUCCAGACCGAUAUCAACCUUCCCUACAUUACUGCCGACAGCACUGGCCCCAAGCACAUCAACAUCAAGAUGACCCGUACCAAGUUCGAGGCCCUCGCCAAGGACCUCAUUAAUCGUACCAUCGAGCCCUGCCAGAAGGCCAUCAAGGAUGCUGGCGUCCAGUUGAACGAGAUUAACGAGGUCGUACUCGUCGGAGGCAUGUCUCGUGUUCCCAAGGUCAUCGAGACUGUCAAGCAGGUCUUUGGCCGUGAGCCCGGCAAGUCCGUCAACCCCGAUGAGGCCGUCGCUAUCGGUGCCGCCAUCCAGGGAGGUGUCUUGGCCGGCUCCGUCACCGAUAUUCUCUUGUUGGAUGUCACCCCUCUUUCCCUCGGAAUCGAGACCCUCGGAGGUGUCUUCACCCGCUUGAUCAACCGCAACACCACCAUCCCCACUAAGAAGUCUCAGGUCUUCUCGACUGCUGCCGAUGGCCAGACCCAGGUCCAGGUUCGUGUCUUCCAGGGUGAGCGUGAGUUGGUCCGUGAUAACAAGUUGUUGGGCGACUUCAACUUGCACGGCAUUGCCCCCGCCCCCAAGGGUGUUCCCCAGGUUGAGGUCUCCUUCGACAUCGAUGCCGAUGGUAUUGUCAACGUCGGAGCCAAGGACAAGGCCACUGGCCGCGACCAGUCGAUGUCGAUUGUUGCCUCCUCGGGCUUGUCUUCGGAUGAGAUUGAGAAGAUGAUCAAGGAUUCCGAGCUCUUUGCCGACUCUGACCGCAAGAAGAAGGAGCAGAUCGAGGCCACCAACCAGGCCGAGUCUAUCAUCACUGAGACUGAGAAACACAUGAACGACUUCAAGGAUCAGUUGGACUCGACCGAGGCCCAGAAGAUCAAGGACCAGAUCGUCAAGCUGCGUGAUGUUCUUGCCAAGGGCGAGGUUGUCGAGGCCGAGGAGAUCAAGAAGGAGUACACUGACCUUCAGCAGGGAUCGCUCAAGCUGUUCGAGAUGGUUUACAAGCAGAACGCUGCCAAGUCCGCUUCGUCUUCGUCCCAGGACACCACCGUCGAGAACGAGGAGCCCAAGAAGAACUAAGCGCUCGUGGUAGCAGUCUUGCAUCUUUUUCUUUUGUUUCUUAUAUUGCCAUUCCUUUCAACACAUGUAACAUCAGUCAGUCUUUCUCUCACACCCAUCCCUGCCAUAUAAUGUCGCUUUUCUGGUUAUCUUUUUCAUCCUUUUAGACUUUGUUCUCUAGACAGAUAAAAGAAUAGAAUCUCGCUGUAAUUAUCUCUCACAUGCCAUAAUAAAUAGACAUUCAGAAAAACAUAUCGCAAUCGAUGAGAUGAGUUGCUUCGGAAGAAGUUGGGAGGUGCUUGAGGUGCUUUGGAUCAAGGUUUGCUCUGGAUUCAAGGUGAGCUGGAUGAGCAGUCAAGAUUACUCCGCUGUAA